Molecule: messenger RNA, 672 nt
Organism: Strongyloides ratti
Lineage: Eukaryota; Metazoa; Nematoda; Chromadorea; Rhabditida; Strongyloididae
Product: Tetraspanin, EC2 domain-containing protein
Exons: 2
Coding region: 1-672 (223 amino acids)
Cellular component (GO): membrane
Source: RefSeq, a predicted model, not a curated record
AUGUCUCUUACUAGUGGAUGUAUUGGUUGUUAUUGCUUUUUAACAAACAUUAAUUUGUCAUUGGAAAAUACCAAAAAUAAACUAUUAAAAACUUUAACCUUAAAAUUUGGUGAUGAAAGAUAUAAGUCAAUAACAGAUGCUUGGAAUGCUUAUCAACAACAAUAUUCAUGUUGUGGUAUAACAUCAGAGAUGGAUUAUAUUUUAACACAAUGGUUCAAAAAACAGCAUUCAUUUUUCCACAGGAAAAGAAGACCAUUAUCUUGUUGUCCUUCAUGUGAACAACUAUUUUCAAUUCAUUGCUUAAAAAUAAUUCCACAAAUACUCACAAAACAACCAACUUUCUCCCAACAAUUUAUUGAUGAUAAUCAAUUAUAUACUGAAGAAUGCUUAACUAUCCUUAAUAUAUGUUCUUUUAAUUCAACUUAUCCUUUCUCUAAUGAUAUGUGUCAUGGAAACGUACCAAUCCCUCCUGGAGUUCCGGUAUCUUUUUUACUCCACACCAAUGGAUGCCUAAAUGUUAUACAUGAAAAGGAUAAAAAAAUAGUUGAAAAAUUUACUAUUGUAUCAUGGUUUUAUUCUAUCCUUAAUGCUAUAAAUGCUUCCCUUGUACUUUUUAUAUAUCAAAGAGUUUUCAUUAAACAUGCUUACUCAACUAUCUUGCUUGACUCAUGA